AUGAUCCAAGGUAAUAAUAAUGAUAAUAAUAAUAGUAGUACUAGUAGUAAUAAUAAUACUAAUAGUAAUAAUACCGAUAAUAAUAAUGCCAAUAGUAAUGAUAAUAAUAAUGGUAGCAAUAAUAAUAGUAAUAGUAAUAACAAUAGUGGCAGUAAUAGUAAUAAUACUAAUGGUAAUAAUAAUAAUGGGAGUAACAUUAAUAGUACUAAUAGUAAUAAUAAUACUAAUAGAAAUAAUAAUAAUAAUAAUGACAAUAAAAGAAAAGCAAUAUUGAAAUCAACUUAUCAUUGA
Messenger RNA from Schistosoma bovis, 291 nucleotides. The record is from the annotation of a GenBank genome assembly. NCBI's taxonomy places the organism in Eukaryota, Metazoa, Platyhelminthes, Trematoda, Strigeidida, Schistosomatidae.